Talaromyces stipitatus ATCC 10500 is the source of this 1201-nucleotide messenger RNA. RefSeq lists its product as uncharacterized. The record is from RefSeq and is a predicted model, not a curated record. Bases 323 to 688 code for a protein of 121 amino acids. Lineage: Eukaryota; Fungi; Ascomycota; Eurotiomycetes; Eurotiales; Trichocomaceae. The transcript has 2 exons.
AGGGUUGAUCGUUGUUACUUUUAUCCUCUAUGCUUCAUUUCUCUUAGGCAUAUUCUCUAAGAAUUCAGUUAUAUAUCCAGCUACAAAGAGUUUCCGGUUACGCCUCUCGCGACGACUCCAGUCAUACUAGCAUAAUUAUUACACCUAAUCCGUCCCUACUUGCCGCGUGAUCGUCGUUUCUUGUCAAGUAAUUCGUGAGAAGAAAAAGGGACAGACAAACCCUACGCAACUCUCGCCGAGAACAACCGGUUUCGCCGCAUUUUCUUGGGAAAACUAUAUAAAUACGGUCUGGUCGAUAGACGAACAUUCACAUAUAUAGACGAUGGCCCGUACUUCACUGGAAUCUGAGCGGCCGAUCAUGGCUCAUUCGAAUCGCAACUCAAAACGUUUCUCGACCUACAGCGGAGUCCCCUCGCUCGCGCCUUCCGAUCAAACCACCAGCACUCUUCCUAGCGGUGAUCAACUGGCCGAAAUCAAAGAAUAUACCGACGGCGUAGAGCGUCUUGAGAACAAACCGCUUAGCCAGCAGCGCUUUGUGCCUUCUGCAGAAAAGACGGAUAAUCUGAAUAAACUCGCUCUCGGCGCCAAAGUUGAGCGCGCUCUCGGAAGAAGAAUGACUGGACAAGAUGCUGUUAUGCGAAAGCCCGUUACUGCGCUUGAUGAGAAAAAGGCAUUGGAGGAGAACUAGGCUUCUCUAUUUCUUUGGCCAUGAAUAUCUUUCUACUUGCGUUUAUGUCGUGUGUGGUGGGUUUGCCAAGGGAAGGUUCAAGCCUUUCCACGCUCCUCACAUCUGAUGCUAUAUGGUUUCUCUUCCGGUCUGUCCAUGGAGUCGCACGAUGUCACAUUUUCAGCUUUCCCCUCGUUUUCAGUUUCGAUACAAGAUUUUUUUUGUUUUUCUGAGAUAUCAUUAAUCUCUCACUUUGAUUACCCCGUCGUGUUGACUAGCACGUUUUGCAUGUUUAUGUUGAUGUUGAUUUUCAAUCUGUCUCUACUUUGGGAUUCUGUCACUUUCCUCGCCGCUUUAUAUACAUGAUAUACUUGAUAUACUUGGUGUCAUUUGACUCUAGGCCAAUUGGAUCAUACUCGGCAGAGUUCCAUUCCCACGACUUACGAGUAUGUAGUUGAACUAUAGUAGUCCACUUAAACCCCUCUGAUCUGCCUGAUUAGAAGUCAUGAAUUAGAGAGUGGACUUAAAAUAACA